AUGUCUUCGCUAACAUCUCUUGUUCCAUUUGACUGGUUCGAAAUUCAUAGUAGUUCUCGUUCACCUCAGUUACGUGUCGGCCAUUCGAGCACAUUCGUUCCUUCGUCUUCAACUGUCUAUGUUCUUGGUGGAGCGAAUCCAUCGGAAUGUUUUGCAGAUGUUCAUUCACUUGCACUUCCAUCCAAAACAUCGGAAACAUUUCUUUGGACGAAAUUACUGGCUGAAGAUCCGGCACUUCGACGUUAUGAACAUUCUGCUGUUUUAUCUACAGAAAAUCCGGAUCAAGUCGUUUUCUUCGGUGGUGCUGAUACAGAAAAUAAUCACAAUGAUGUUCAUGUGUUUAAUAUUUCAACGAAAACAAUCGAAAAUUGGACACCGAAAGAUAAUAAACUAGUAUCACCACGAACUCAUCAUUCAAGUUGUUGUGUUCAACAUGGUUUGUAUAUAUUCAGCGGUGGUUUUCAAGGAGUCAAAUCAGUAGAUGACUCUGAGUUAUAUCGUUUUGAUUUAGUUUCCAAAACAUGGUCGUGUGUUCCAGCACAUGGAUCACCGCCUGAGCAGCGUCAUGGUCACUGUUUGUUAUCACUUGACAAUGCGCGUCUCUACCUUCACGGUGGUAUGGACGGACGAACAUUUUUUUCAUCACUCUAUUCUAUUGAUCUAACUCAAAAGCCGCCCAGAUGGAACGAACAUCGUUCGUCGUCGUCUUGUCCCAUGGCACGUGCAGCACAUGGUGGUGUUUCCAUUGAAAUAACAUCAACAUUAUUCAUCUUUGGUGGAUUAUCACGAAGUGGUCAAGCACUUAACGACACAUGGUCGUGGUCGACGAAGAGUGAACAGUGGACUGAGAUCAUCUGUCGAAAUGUGCCCAAAGCAAGACUGGAUUUUGCAUAUUGUCUUAUCGAAUGUAAAGAUAAGGAGGAAGAUUCCGAAAAAAGCAUACCGAUGAUGUUUGUUCACGGAGGAACUGACACACAGGGAGAAGUUUUUGAUGACUGUUUUUUAUUACGGUUAACAUUUGAUAGCGAUCAAUAA
Messenger RNA from Adineta ricciae, 1035 nucleotides. The record is from the annotation of a GenBank genome assembly. NCBI's taxonomy places the organism in Eukaryota, Metazoa, Rotifera, Eurotatoria, Adinetida, Adinetidae.